GCCAUGUGACUGGCAAACUCUCGCGAGCGUUUUACACAAGACGGAUCCUUUCUAGCCAUAACCACGCUUUUCCCUGGUAAUACGUCCUCAGCACUCGACCAAACACAGUGGUGGCGUGAGAUUAGAGAAGCGUUCAAAAGUAUUUUCUUAAAAAGUGUUUUUAAAUUAGAUUAGCUCUGUGUUAUAAAGGCGCCUGGGUGCUCCGUCCAGCUGCUGCCAUGACACAGUCCGUUGUUGUCCAAGUUGGGCAGUGUGGCAACCAGGUUGGCUGCAGGUUUUGGGAUCUUGCCUUGCGAGAACAUGCCCAUGUGAAUAAAAAAGGAUUGUAUGAUGAGGCACUCAGUAGCUUUUUCCGAAAUGUGGACUCAAGGAAAUGUGAUGGGGAGGCCCAUUUUGUUGGUGGAAGAAUCCAACAUCUGAAGGCCAGGGCGGUGCUGGUGGACAUGGAGGAGGGUGUGGUCAAUGAGAUCCUGCACGGCCCGUUGAGAGAAAUGUUUGACAGCACCCAGCUCCUCACAGACGUGUCGGGUUCAGGCAACAACUGGGCAGUUGGACACAUGACGUAUGGCUCAGCCUACAGGGAACAGAUCGUGGAUAAACUGAGGAAGGCAGCAGAACACUGUGACUGUCUGCAGUGCUUCUUCCUCAUUCACUCUAUGGGAGGAGGUAAGGCACAACCCAGUUUGACCAAUUCCAGUCAUGGGAUCAUUGAUGAUUGA
Molecule: messenger RNA, 719 nt
Organism: Notothenia coriiceps (black rockcod)
Lineage: Eukaryota; Metazoa; Chordata; Actinopteri; Perciformes; Nototheniidae
Product: tubulin epsilon chain-like
Exons: 6
Coding region: 219-719 (166 amino acids)
Biological process (GO): microtubule-based process
Cellular component (GO): microtubule
Molecular function (GO): GTP binding
Source: RefSeq, a predicted model, not a curated record